CCUGAACGUUAUUUUUAUUAUUUUCUCACUUCUUUUUUAUAUGUUGAUAAAAUGGAAUAUACUUCAACACCUUUAGAACAUAUAAGAUCACCUACAUUAGAAGCGCUUUGUCAUGACUUGGAUAUGUUUAUUAACGAACUCAGUGUGAAUAACCGAUCGCAAGAAUCCAUCUCAAACGACACUACUCAAAAACACAGUAGAGACAUAGCCCCACUUGAACUAACCAAACCAUUGAGAGACUAUGAAGACGACUCAAGCCCUAGCUAUUCACCUGUAUUAGACAGUUACGCAAGAUUAAGUGCCUAUGCACCGCCACCUUCAACAACAGCACCAUCAAUCAACAAGUCUGAAGUCUCCCCAGCCUCAUCCACACUUUCUUCUCCGAGAAUAAAUCAUACGCCUCCCAUGUCACCUUCAUUUUUAAGGGUAGGAAGUCCUAGCAACAAUGACUAUUUUCGCCAAAUGCCUCAGCCUGAAGACUAUCUUGUUACGACCAGAUCAAGUUCAUUAAGCCGUGCUAUGUCGUCUUCUUCGGGAAAAUCGAUUGUACAACGUAUACCUCCCUCACCCAACAAACACCAAUUCUUUAGUAACCCUACUUCGCCUCUUGCAUUCGAGAUCACAUCAAACCAUCAAGACCAUCAAGUCGAAAUUGAGUUUCCUAAUCAUGCUUUAUUAUCUUAUAUGGCAAGAGAACUUAUUCGAGAAGUCGCUCUCUUAAAUGAACGUCGACGAAUUUAUUGUUCUGUGGAAUAUCCCCUUAGUUUUACAGGGGAAGAAGUGAUGGACAUUGUGCGUGGAUUCUCUACACCAGGUUUAGGCGAUCCACUUUACUUGGAUAUCGCACAAACAUUGAUGUACUGCAAACCCCCUUUGAUUACGCCCAUUGAUUCAUCUGAGAAAUCGAUUCGUAAAAACAAGAUUUAUGAUUCACCAACAGAAACCUAUACGCUGGUUGAAAGCUCAUUAGACAAACAGAUCCAUGGUGUCUAUACCCCUCUGACUCGCUGUUAUUCCAUGAGUUGUUUGCCUGGUCAACCAGGUUGUUAUUCUGCUUCAUGUCCCAACAAAAUCUAUAGUCUGAAUGGCACUAUCUUUAAGAAACCAGCCAAAUCCAUCCUGUCUUCUUCUUCUCAUGACACAACACUUUCACGUGCUUGGUCAGCCACUGUAUCCAAAGAUAUUUUGAAAUCCAUGCCAGAGGAUGAAGUCAAGCGACAAGAAGCUAUUCAUGAAAUCAUUUAUACAGAAGAAGAUUAUGUGCGUGAUUUGAAGAUUUUGGAUGUGGAUUUUGCUCAGGAAUUGUUAGCUUCACAAUGUAUUGAAGAAGGCCGUAAACAAGCCUUUCAUGACAAAGUACUCAACAACUACAAGGAAAUUCUCGAGAUCCAUGACGCGCUUUAUAAAGAAUUACGCGACCAUCAAGAAGCUUGUCAGGCCACCAAUGGCAUUGGUUUAGUAGACAAAGUAGGAGAUAUCUUUUUACGCCAUGUACCUCGUUUUAUUGAUGCCUAUAUGCGAUAUGGUCCACAUGUCGUCUUGGCUGAAUACGAAGCAAAACUAGAAGCAGAGAACAACAUGGUCUUUAAGCACUUUAUCAAAGCACGCGAACAAUUGGCGCAAUGUCGUCGCCUUCCUUUCCGCCACUUUAUUAUCUUGCCUGUCACGCGUCUACAACGUUAUUCGCUCCUGCUGGGUGCUGCACUCAAAAAGACACCCGAAGAUAAUCCAGAUAAAGUGUAUUUAGCAGAAUGUAUUGACCUGAUUAAGCAUGUAGCCGAGAAAGUGGAUGAAGGGACGUCCAUCACCAAAAACACACUUCGUAUUUAUGAAAUCAAUAGUCGUAUACGCUACAAACCGGAUGAAUAUCAUGCUCUGGACCUCUUGAAGCCCGGUAGACGGUUGAUCAAGGAAGGCACCUUGACACGUAAAUCGCAUAUGGCGGUGGAAACCAUUGAACUUCAUGUGUUCUUGUUUGAUCAUCUGUUGUUGUUCACAAAAGCCAAGAAAUCAACGACCAAAGAGAACGAUGUGGAAUAUGUGGUUUCGAAAAAGCCUAUUCCUAUGGAACUCUUGCAUUUACAAGAAGCAACAGAAGGGUUCUCGAUUGGUUUGCGUAAUAUGAGCAGUACAUAUACUUCAACAUCCAAUCCAUUGUCUCCUAAUACGAUCUCUUCUUCUUCUUCGCCUUUUGGUUCCAGUUAUCCUAUUUUGGUGCAACAUUUGGGUCGACAUGGCGCAGAUUAUUUAUUGUAUGCUGAAAGUGCUGCUGUUCGUGUGGACUGGAAAGAAAAGAUAGUACAGACAAAGGCUAAAAAAGAAGUAGAUCAGAUUGAUAAACGUGUGUUUGAAAUCAGAUCCUUAAGUGAUACUACAUUUGCAGGCACCAACAGUCCCUCUUCAGCACAUAACCAUGGCAAAGUGACCUGUACUGUGCCAUUCAUGGGUGCGACAGGCAUUCGUAUGAUUGCAGUGGGUACACAACAAGGCAUUUGGAUGGGAAUUGAAGGAGACACCAACACAAUCAAGCAUGUCUUGACCAUUUCGGAUGUACAACAGAUUGCUGUUCUUGAAGACCAUCAUAUCUUUUUGAUUUUAGCAGAUAAAACACUCUAUGCUUAUGCGUUGGAUGCACUUGUGCCUAAAGAUGCUUCACGUAAAAACGCUUCUGAUAAACCCCACCAAAAGAUUGCACAACACAUCACUUUCUUCCACUCAGGUGUCUGUAAUGGCCGCACAAUUGUGAUAGCCAUGAAGAAGCGUGGUGUAGACAGCCAUUUCAAAGUACUUGAGCCUGUCUGUGGUAGUUUGCGUGAUCCCAAAAACAGCAAGUUCUUUAACAAGUCUGGUUUGUUUGGUAAACUACCUUCCUGGUUUAAAUCGACCAUUGAAUUCUACAUUGGUACUGAAUCGUAUACCAUGCAUUUCCUCAAGGCACGCGUGGUGGUUGUCUGUGCCCGUGGAUUUGAGAUUAUCAACCUGGAUGCUUUGAACAUGAACCGCAACUUGCCUGAUGCGACUAACCCUGAUUUUGGGUUUGUGCAGCAACGAGGAGGAGACCUAAGACCUUUAGGCAUGUUUCGUUGUCGAGAACAUUACUUGUUAUGUUAUGAUCAAUUUGCGUUUAUGGUCAAUGUACAUGGUGGAUUUGUGAAAGAUGCACCCUUGAUUGAAUGGGAAGGUGUGCCUCAAUCUGUUACCUUUUAUUAUCCCUAUGUAAUUGGGUUUGAUGCUCGGUUUGUUGAAGUGAGGAAUGUAGAGACAGGUGAAUUGAUUCAAAUCUUGGCUGGUACACAUAUGCGCUGUUUACAGUUCAUUCAUCAUAAUAUUGCACCUGUGAUUCAUGGUUGUAUGGCACAUCCAUUUAAGCCUGAUUUUCAAUACAUAUUUCAACUUGUGGGUACUUUUGAACCACCACUUUAAUAUUCUAUUAUUCCUUUAUUAUUAUAAAAAAAAAAAAAAGAUUCUGUACUGCCAUGACCUCAAGAACAAAAACUCGGUUCCUGAUUGGGAAUCAUAUAAACUCCGCUUAUAGCUUGCGAC
Messenger RNA from Gilbertella persicaria, 3543 nucleotides. Its product is annotated as CNH domain-containing protein. Gene Ontology annotation, molecular function: guanyl-nucleotide exchange factor activity. The record is from RefSeq and is a predicted model, not a curated record. The transcript has 8 exons. The coding region runs from base 52 to 3423 and encodes 1123 amino acids. Lineage: Eukaryota; Fungi; Mucoromycota; Mucoromycetes; Mucorales; Choanephoraceae.